Molecule: messenger RNA, 1380 nt
Organism: Hansenula ciferrii
Lineage: Eukaryota; Fungi; Ascomycota; Saccharomycetes; Phaffomycetales; Wickerhamomycetaceae
Product: Vacuolar protein sorting-associated protein
Exons: 1
Coding region: 1-1380 (459 amino acids)
Source: RefSeq, a predicted model, not a curated record
AUGAUGAACUACACAUUGUUUGCUUUGGUUGUUAUAACAUUAGUACCAGGAAUUACAAGUAUACCGCUAGGUUCAAAUUCAAAUUCAAAUGAUAAUGAUGAUAAUCAAUUAAUUAUAAAUUUAAAUGAUGAUUAUUUUAAAGAUUAUAAUACAAAUGAUGAAGAAACAUUAAAAUAUAUUGAAUCAAGUAUACCUAAUUUUAAGAAACAACAAAAUUUACCACCAAUUCAAUCAUUACCAAUUAUUAAAUCUGAACGUUUUUUGAAAAAAGGUGAAAUACCAAAAUAUAUAUUAGAUUAUGCUCCAUUAGUUCAUUUAUAUACUGAGGAAGAAUAUUUACCUUAUGAUAUUGAAGAUUAUGUUAAACAUUUCCAUUUAGAAUUUAGAAAUAAAACUAUUUUAACAAAUCAAACAUUAUCUUUAAAAAAACUUGGUGAAUAUGCAAAUGAUCCAAAUUUAAAUACAAAUGAUUUAUUUUUAACAAGUGAUUUUGAAUUUAAUGAUAAUCCUGAUUGGUUAACUGGUAAACAAAAUAAACCAAAUUUAUCAUCUGGAUUAAUUAAAAAUGCACCAUCUGUUUUAAUUGUUGUUGAUAAAGGUAAUGGAUGGGUUGAUGCUUAUUGGUUUUAUUUUUAUUCAUUUAAUUUAGGUCCUUUUGUAAUGGGUGGUGGACCAUAUGGUAAUCAUAUUGGAGAUUGGGAACAUUCAUUAAUGAGAUUUUAUAAUGGAUUACCAAUAUUUGUUUGGAUGUCUGCACAUGGAGGUGGUGGUGGAUAUCAUUAUAAAGCAUUAGAAAAAUCUGAUAUUGAUUCUAAAAAACCAAUAAUUUUCAGUUCAAGAGGUACACAUGCAAAUUAUGCAAGUGUUGGGCAACAUUCACAUGAUUUACCAUUUGGUAUGUUAUCAGAUUUUACAGAUAGAGGUCCAUUAUGGGAUCCAUCAAAAAAUUAUCUUGGUUAUACAUGGGAUGGAGAAAUUUUAUCACCUGUAUCAAAUGAAAGUAAACCAGAUAAUUUCAAAGAAUUAAAUUAUGGAGAUUGGUUAUUAUUUAAAGGACAUUGGGGUGAUGAUAAAUUAUCACCAGAAGAUCCAAGACAACGUUGGUCACCAUUUGAAUGGAAAUUUAUUGAAGGACCAACAGGACCUUUAACAAAACAUUUAAAUCGUAUUAAAUUAUGUCAAAGAGCUAAAUGGUGGAAUUUUUGGAAAGGUUGUCCACCAAAAAAUUUUAUAAAAUUAGGUGAAGGAAUUGAAAAAGAAGAUGGUAUAGUUUGUGCAAAUUUAUUUGGUUGGAUAAGACCUUUUUUCUUGAGAAAUUUAUUAGAAAAUUUAACAUGGGGUGGUGGUUUAUGUAAUUUAAUGAAUUUAAUAUGGGGAUGA